Messenger RNA from Elephantulus edwardii (Cape elephant shrew), 1902 nucleotides. RefSeq names its product mannosidase, alpha, class 1C, member 1 (gene MAN1C1). NCBI's taxonomy places the organism in Eukaryota, Metazoa, Chordata, Mammalia, Macroscelidea, Macroscelididae. The transcript is spliced from 12 exons. The record is from RefSeq and is a predicted model, not a curated record. Gene Ontology annotation, biological process: carbohydrate metabolic process; N-glycan processing. Gene Ontology annotation, cellular component: extracellular exosome; endoplasmic reticulum; Golgi membrane. Bases 1 to 1902 code for a protein of 633 amino acids. Gene Ontology annotation, molecular function: mannosyl-oligosaccharide 1,2-alpha-mannosidase activity; calcium ion binding.
AUGCUCAUGAGGAAAGUGCCCGGCUUCGUCCCGGCCUCCUCGUGGGGGCUGCGGCUGCCGCAGAAGUUCCUCUUUCUUCUCUUCCUUUCUGGCCUGGUCACCCUGUGCUUCGGAGCCCUCUUCCUGCUGCCCCACUCUUCUCGCCUCAAGCGCCUCUUCCUGGCCCCCCAGACCCAGCAGCCCGGCCUGGAGGUGGUGGCCGAUAUCGCUGACCACCCUCUGGUGCGAGAGCAGGAGCCAGCUCCCAACCCAGCUCCUGCCGCGCCAGCCCCGGGCGAGGACGACUCCUCCAACCGGGCCAGUCACCCCCGCAGGACUGGGUGGCCGCGGCGCACCCGCCCCACCGGGUCCCGGGAGGAAGCUACAGCGGUUCGGAACAACGUUAUCGCAGCGCUCAGGGCCCCAGGGAGAGUCGCCCCGUUUACCUUUGACUUCAAUGCAUUCCGGAGUCGUCUGCGCCACCCUGUGCUGGGGACGAGGCCCGACGAGAGUAAGGAGUCCCAGAGCCGAGUGCGAGCCCAGCGGGAGAAAAUUAAGGAGAUGAUGCAGUUUGCCUGGCAAAGCUACAAGCGGUACGCAAUGGGGACAAAUGAGCUCCGUCCGCUAACAAAAGACGGCUCCGAAGGAAACAUAUUUGGAGGGCUCAGUGGGGCGACCAUCAUUGAUUCCCUCGACACCCUCUACCUCAUGGAGCUGAAGGAGGAGUUCCAGGAAGCCAAAGCCUGGGUUGAAGAGAGCUUCCACCUAAAUGUGAGCGGAGAAGCAUCCUUGUUUGAGGUGAAUAUCCGCUACGUUGGAGGACUCCUCUCAGCCUUCUACCUGACAGGAGAAGAGGUGUUCCGAAUAAAGGCCAUCAAGCUGGGAGAAAAACUCCUGCCCGCCUUCAACACCCCCACCGGGAUCCCAAAGGGCAUCGUCAACUUCAAAAGCGGCUCCAAUGGAAACUGGGGCUGGGCGACGGCUGGAAGCAGCAGUAUCCUGGCAGAGUUUGGAUCCCUGCACCUGGAGUUCAUACACCUCACCGAGCUCUCUGGCAACCCAAUCUUCAUGGAAAAGGUCAGGAACAUCCGCAAGGUCCUCAGGAAGAUCGAAAAGCCCUUCGGCCUGUACCCCAACUUCCUCAGCCCAGUGAGCGGGAACUGGGUGCAACACCACGUCUCGAUUGGAGGACUCGGGGACAGUUUUUAUGAAUAUUUGAUCAAAUCCUGGUUGAUGUCAGCCAAGACAGACAUAGAGGCUAAAAAUAUGUACUACGAAGCCUUGGAGGCAAUAGAAACCUACUUGCUGAAUGUCUCCCCUGGGGGGCUGACCUACAUUGCCGAGUGGCGAGGGGGUGUUCUGGACCACAAGAUGGGGCACCUGGCCUGUUUCUCAGGGGGCAUGAUCUCACUUGGCGCUGAGGAUGCCAAGAAAGAAAAGAGGGCCCACUACCGAGAGCUCGCAGCCCAGAUCACCAAGACGUGCCACGAAUCGUACGCCCGCUCAGAUACCAAGCUGGGCCCCGAGGCCUUCUGGUUUAACUCCGGCAGAGAGGCGAUGGCCACCCAGCUGAGCGAGAGCUACUACAUACUGCGGCCCGAGGUGGUCGAGAGCUACAUGUACCUGUGGCGGCAGACCCACGACCCCAUCUACAGGGAGUGGGGCUGGGAAGUGGUAUUGGCCUUGGAGAAAUACUGUCGGACGGAAGGCGGCUUCUCGGGGAUCCAGGAUGUCUACAGCAGCAUGCCCAACCACGACAACAAGCAGCAGAGUUUCUUCCUCGCAGAGACAUUGAAGUAUCUCUAUCUUCUGUUCUCUGAAGAUGAUGUGCUCUCCCUGGAAGACUGGGUGUUCAACACGGAGGCGCACCCGCUGCCAGUGAACCACACAAACAGUGCCAGCAGGGCCUGGGGCAGACACUGA